This is a messenger RNA of Dendroctonus ponderosae (mountain pine beetle), 1338 nucleotides long. RefSeq names its product cuticlin-3-like. The record is from RefSeq and is a predicted model, not a curated record. NCBI's taxonomy places the organism in Eukaryota, Metazoa, Arthropoda, Insecta, Coleoptera, Curculionidae. The transcript is spliced from 3 exons. The annotation marks the transcript as partial.
UUUGGAAAGUUUUCGGGAAAAUCUAUUUACACUAGGUGUGUUUGUGCAGGAAAACCGGUAGCAGGAGUGGAUUGCAACCGCAGCAAGGGCUACGUGACCAACGCAGUGGGCGAAUGCGUGUGCCCGCCCCACACUGCGCCCAACAACAACGACGACUGCGUCCCCUGCAGCGCCGAUAAGGGGCUGCGCAUUGAUGAGCGCGGUAGAUGCGUCUGCGCGCUGGAACGGGGCUUCAUCAUUGAUGAGCGCGGCAACUGCGCCUGCCAUCUGGAAUAUGGAUAUCGACUGGACGCGCGAGGCAACUGCGUCCGGGAAAAGGUGUCCGACUGCGAAACCAACGACGAUUGUCCCGACCAUAAAUACUGCAACUUGGAGACGAAAACCUGCGACAAUCCGUGCGCUACCAAGCGCUGUGGGGUUUAUGCGCUGUGCAACGCCACAAACCAUCAGGCCAUCUGCCAGUGCGUGAGCGGAUACUCUGGGAAUCCUGAUAAAUACUGCAAUGGCAGCAUAGCCUUCCGCACCGACUUCCCCAAACCGGAGAUGCUAGUCAGCUGUCUAUCCGAUGGAGUCCAAGUGAAAAUCGACGUGAACGAACAGGAAGGCUUCAAUGGCGUUCUCUACGUUAAAGGCCACAGCAAGGACGAGCAGUGCCGAAGAGUCCUCACUCUGCCUGCCAGCUCCCACAUCAGAACCGAACUGUUCAAGGUGCAGUUCGGCAACUGCGGCCUGAUCCAUGUGAAUGGCAAAGCCAGCUUCGUGCUGGUGAUCCAAAAACACCCGAAACUGGUCACCUACAAGGCGCAAGCCUACCACAUUCAAUGCGUCUACCAAACCGGCGAGCAAAACGUCACACUGGGCUUCAACGUGUCCAUGCUGACGACAGCAGGAACGAUAGCGAAUACGGGCCCGCCUCCCACCUGCCUGAUGAAGAUCGUCACGCCCACCGGCCAGGAAAUCAACUCGGCAGAAAUCGGCGACAGUCUUAUUUUGCAGGUCGAUGUCCAGCCCGGGUCGAUCUAUGGGGGCUUUGCCAGGAGCUGUGUGGCCAAAACAAUGGAGGAUGCCGUGGAGAACGAGUAUUUGGUCACCGAUGAGAACGGCUGUGCUACGGAUCCGUCCAUUUUUGGCGACUGGGAGUACAACGCCGAUACUCAAAGUCUGCUGGCCACUUUCCACGCGUUCAAAUUCCCCAGCAGCGACAAUAUUCGAUUCCAAUGCAACAUCAGGGUCUGCUUUGGCAAAUGCCAACCGGUAAGUUCGAGGGUCGGUUUCAUUGACAGCGAUGGACGCGGAAGUCUGCAAACAUUUUUACUCGAAUGAAUCAAAAAGUGCCAC